This is a messenger RNA of Corylus avellana, 1636 nucleotides long. Its product is annotated as isoprenylcysteine alpha-carbonyl methylesterase ICME. Lineage: Eukaryota; Viridiplantae; Streptophyta; Magnoliopsida; Fagales; Betulaceae. The record is from RefSeq and is a predicted model, not a curated record.
UACAGGCCACCGAAAGGCGUCUUCUCGCCCGAAAUUCAAAUAUUUUUGUUUAAACUUACUAAACACCGACCAGACACAGCACAGCAGCAGCAAGAUUCCCUCUCAAAACCCGAUCCCCGAUCAACUCCCACAUUGCUUUACUAUCAAUAAUUCUCCGGCGAACCGGACCGAUCGCGACCGUCCAUUUAAUUCAUUCAAUAUACGCAGGCCAAGGGGAAAAGUGGACAUGAAUGACGUGGACACCGAGCCCUUGCGUUCUCCUGAGGUUCUGGGUUACACUGAUGGCGCCAAAAGUCACCAGCGCCGGCGCAGGCCCGUCGGAAAGCGUGGAAGCCCGUCGUCUCCGCCCGGGCGGACUCAGUCUUUCAGCCGAGAUUUCGGGCACGCCGCCGCCGAGACUUAUCUUAUCACCCGGCUCAGCUUCACCCUCCUCCGAUAUCUAGGGGUAGGCUACCGGUGGAUCACUAGAUUAUUUGCUCUUGGUUGUUAUGCCAUGCUACUCAUGCCCGGAUUUCUUCAAGUGGCAUAUUAUUAUUUCUUCUCCAGCCAGGUCUGGCGAAGUGUUGUAUAUGGAGACCAACCAAGAAAUAGGUUGGAUCUAUAUCUGCCUGAAAAUAAUGAUGAACCGAAGCCAGUUGUGAUAUUUGUAACUGGUGGAGCUUGGAUUAUUGGGUACAAAGCGUGGGGUUCUCUUUUAGGACAGCAAUUGGCAGAAAGAGACAUAUUAGUGGCAUGCCUUGACUACAGAAAUUUUCCUCAGGGGACUAUUAGUGAUAUGGUAAAAGAUGUUUCUCAGGGAAUCUCAUUUGUCUGCAAUCACAUAGCUGAAUAUGGGGGUGACCCUAACAGGAUAUAUCUAAUGGGGCAAUCAGCUGGUGCACACAUUUCUGCUUGUGCUCUCGUGGAGCAAGCAAUCAAAGAAUCUGAAUCUGGGAAAGAAGAGAGUAUUUCUUGGAGUGUCUCUCAACUAAAAGCUUAUUUUGGUUUAUCUGGAGGGUACAAUUUACAUAAUUUAGUUGAGCACUUGCACAAUCGAGGCCUCUAUAGCUCUGUUUUCUUAAGCAUUAUGGAACAAUCAUUGCAACGAUUUUCUCCUGAAGUUAUGAUACAAGAUUCAAGCAUUAGAGAUGCUGUUUCUCACCUGCCUCCUAUUACUCUUUUUCAUGGAACCUCAGAUUAUUCCAUACCAUCAGAUGAAAGUAAAACUUUUGCGGAUGCUCUUCAAAGGGCAGGAGCUCAAGCAACGCUGAUUCUGUUCGAGGGAAAGACACAUACAGAUUUGUUUCUUCAAGAUCCUUUGAGAGGGGGCAAAAAUGAACUGUUUGACCAUAUAGUUGCUGAGAUACAUGCCGAUGAUAAGGAAGCUCUUGCCAAGGAUGCAAUGGCCCCUCCAAGAAGUCGCCUUGUUCCCGAGUUUUUGUUACAGCUGGCUCGCGAGAUCAGCCCCUUCUAGCCCUUACAAUCACGAAGUUUAUAAAACAAUUUAUUCGGAUACCUUUGUUACUUUUGUCCAUUUUGUGUUCUCUUUAGGAGAACAGUUCUUAUUCUUUGGGUGAUAUUUGGAACCAAAAAUCAUAGAGUAAAGUGCAUCAGUGCCUGUCGUAUUUCAAAUUAUUAAAUCUUUUUCUGAAGUAAA